AUGGCAUUCUCUAGCCCCUUGUUGACGGUUUUGGCCCUGGCCUUGCUCCCGGCAUCAACUUUGGCGCAGAAUGAUCCGGUCAACGACUUUUGCCGUCGCUUUGGGCACCAGACCGCUGUCGUCGAUAACAAGCUCUUUAUCGAUGGCGGCCUUGUGAAUUGGAAUCCACUUUCAUCUUUUCCAGCCAACUACUCAAAUACAUGGCUUCUAUACCAAGAUCUGUCUUCAUCUACGGCUUCGGGGAUGCCCCCCCUUUACGCCAAUCUCUCCAAGAAUGGAUCAAUUCCUAACGUCGCCGGCGGUGCCCUUUGGUCUGACAAUGUCAACAAGCGACUCUAUCUGUUUGGCGGGGAACGCAAUGCGGGGGAAUCGCCUAUGCCCUUCAACCUAUACGGCUAUGAUAUCCUGAAUAAUCAAUGGGAUUCUUUCGGCCCAUCUCGUACGGGGGCUUCGAUAUCAAAGGUUAGCUACGGCGCGGGAGUCUCUGUCGAUACGCGCGGCGAAGCAUAUUACUAUGGUGGAUGGUUGAGCAACGCCUCCGUUCCUGGAUGGGGCACUGGUCCGCCAGUCGCAACGACCGGCUUGGUGAGAUACACCAUGGAUACCAAUAGCUUUGCCAACAACACUGGUCCUGACAAUGUACGACGUGCCGAGGGCAGCCUGCAUUACAUCCCCGCUGGAGACGGCGGAAUGCUCAUCUACUUUGGGGGCAUACAGGAUCUGGCUGGCAAUGGAAGUUCUACCAUUGGCCAGCCCAUGGACCAGAUAUUCAUAUACGACGUGCUCAGCAGCAAGUGGUACACGCAGAAAGCCUCAGGUGAUGUUCCUGGAAUGCGACGACGAUUCUGCGCGGGCGUAACUUGGGCAGGAGACCAGUCGUCCUACAAUAUCUACAUGUACGGCGGCGCCAAUGUUCCAGGCGUGCUGGGCGCGGGAUUCGACGAUCUCUACAUCCUCUCGAUCCCAACCUUUACCUGGAUCAAGAUGUACCCCAUCGGCCGCAACGGGACAGGAGACUACCCUCACCAUUCAAUGUCCUGCAACAUCGUACCUGGCCGUGCGCAAAUGAUUAUCUCGGGUGGCACGUUUCCGCUCUCCCAAGACUGCGAUUCGCCCGGGCAGUGGGGAACCCACAACGCGGACCUCGGGAAACAGAAUGCCGGCAAGGUUGUCUGGGAGUUAUACAAGCCCAACAAGACAACAUACGCCGUACCGGACGAAGUCAUUGCCGUAGUAGGAGGCAACGGCAACGGCGGCGCUACAAAGACUGCACCGGCGGCUGGUUUCGACUACACCGACGUCAGCCUCCUCAUCACGCUCACGGCCAGUAUUCCGAGCCGUACGCCGACGAGAGAUGUCGGCAGUACCGGUACUCCUGCUCCCACAGGAGGCCUAUCUACAGGUGCCAUCAUUGGCAUCGCGAUAGGAGCUGCAGUUCUAGUCGGCGCCAUCGCCUUGGGAUGCUUCUUCCUGGUCCGUAAGCGUCGGUCAGACCGAUUCCACACCGGAGCAUCGCCGCCAGGACCAAGCCACGUAUAUCACGCCCAGAGCAUGUCAGAAGCGUGGUCACCACCCGCGGCAUCGCCUUACUCACCACCAUACGGACCUUCUCCAUUCACGCCUCCUCCCCUGUCCGCACAUCCGCAAUCACCGCACCCAAUGUCCGCGCACACGGUGCCGCCGCACAUGGGCCCGCCGGUAGAGCUACCUUCCGAGCCGUCAUACACGACUACACCAGCGGCUCUCGCGGGCACGACGACGCUCACAAACAUAUCGUCCACGGCGUCGUACCCGCCGCAGCAGGCGUACUUCCCUGAGACGACGACGCUGCUAAAUCAGCCGCAGUACGACGCCCACGGCAACAUGUGGAUGCCGCAGGUGAGCAUGGUGCAGGUCGCCACCGGGGUGAGCCCGCCGUUGCCCGAGUACACGCCGGCGAGGGGCGACCAGAAGACACCGCAGCCGACGGCGGCCGAGGUACGGCACGAGCCGCCGCCGCAGGAGCCGCAGGAGCUCAGUGCGGACCCGGAUGACCGUGCGGAGAUGAGUACGAGGCAGGAACACCAGACGUACUAUAACAGAUGA
Messenger RNA from Colletotrichum costaricense, 2085 nucleotides. RefSeq names its product cell wall anchored protein. Lineage: Eukaryota; Fungi; Ascomycota; Sordariomycetes; Glomerellales; Glomerellaceae. The transcript has 4 exons. The record is from RefSeq and is a predicted model, not a curated record. Gene Ontology annotation, molecular function: protein binding. Bases 1 to 2085 code for a protein of 694 amino acids.